AUGAGCCAACAACUUUCAAAUUCAAUUUUGGUGCUAUUAGGCGGUGGCCAUGCUGCAGGAAAGAGGACUGCAGCUUUGUCAAUUAAAGAUCAACUACGGUCAAUAAUGUCUGAAUCAUCCGUUGAUGUGCAAAUAAUUAAUAUGAAUGAGUAUACUGACCAUGAACGCUCAUCCGUCGACCCUAGCCAGUUUCCUAGCUCUAAAUCGGCGGCAAUUACUGUCUCAAAGGACGCGUCACAAUCACUUCCCAUCUUGAAGCCAUCCAGAUUCAACUUUGAAAAGCUAAAACGUGAUAUAAAAGAACUAGAUGGAGCAAGUUCCACUCAAACAAUAGUGUUGGUCCAUGGCUUGUAUGCACUUUACGAUAAAGAUCUACGAAAUAUGGCACAAAUCAAAGUCUUUAUAGAUAGUGAUGCUGAUACUCGAUUGAUUCGUUGGAUUAGAAGAGAUGUUCUUGAAAGUGAAUCCGAGAAGUUGGAAACUGUGAUCAAUGCUUACUUGUUAGGAGCUCGGCUUGAGAUGAGUGAUUACAUCUUUCCCACAAAGGAGUUUUGUGACGUUAUUAUGCCAAAGGGCCCCGAACCAAAUUCAGUCAGCUUAGUAAUAGAUGGAAUUUUACUUUUCGUAUCGAAAAAUGACCAACCUAAACGAACAGACCUCCCUUUCAAUUACUUAAGACCCGCUGAAAUUGGAAACUUUGAAAAGGAAAAGUUUGAUGUGCAGAAGAAUAAGUUCUACCAAUUGAAUUGA
This is a messenger RNA of Lodderomyces margitis, 750 nucleotides long. Its product is annotated as putative uridine kinase. The coding region runs from base 1 to 750 and encodes 249 amino acids. The transcript has a single exon. Gene Ontology annotation, molecular function: ATP binding; kinase activity. The record is from RefSeq and is a predicted model, not a curated record. NCBI's taxonomy places the organism in Eukaryota, Fungi, Ascomycota, Pichiomycetes, Serinales, Debaryomycetaceae. Gene Ontology annotation, cellular component: cytoplasm.